Messenger RNA from Closterium sp. NIES-65, 510 nucleotides. NCBI's taxonomy places the organism in Eukaryota, Viridiplantae, Streptophyta, Zygnematophyceae, Desmidiales, Closteriaceae. The record is from the annotation of a GenBank genome assembly.
AUGCCUCUAAGCCGAAGCAGAGAGGGGUGGCCAAGGCGGUGGUGCCAGAGGAGGGUCUCCUCCACUCCGACCACCUCCACCUCCGCCACCCCCGCCUCCGCCUCCAUCGCCCCCGCCUUCACCUCCACCGCCGCCACCUCCGCCACCUCUGCUACCACCACCACCGCCGCCGCCACUCCCUCCUCCACUGCUGCCACUAGCACCCCCACCCCCGCUACCACCUCCACCGCCACCCCCACUCCCUCCGCCGCCUCCACCUCCACCGCCACCGCCCCCACUGGCCCCACCCGCUCCCUUGCCCCCCUUGCCCUUGCUAGAGCGGCGUCUCCCGCUAGGGGCAGACGCCGCACCGACCGACUCAAGACCAACGAGGUCGGCCGCAGCGGCAGAGGCGACAGAGGGCAGGAGAGGGGAAGGAGAACACCCCUCAAAGAUGGAGGCGCGGGGGUCACCUCUAGAGGCUCCUACAGCGACUAUGCUCUUCUCUGCUGCAAGGAGGGCCUUCUCUAG